This is a messenger RNA of Phragmites australis (common reed), 2116 nucleotides long. RefSeq names its product beta-amylase 2, chloroplastic. The record is from RefSeq and is a predicted model, not a curated record. Gene Ontology annotation, biological process: polysaccharide catabolic process. Lineage: Eukaryota; Viridiplantae; Streptophyta; Magnoliopsida; Poales; Poaceae. The coding region runs from base 185 to 1876 and encodes 563 amino acids. Gene Ontology annotation, molecular function: beta-amylase activity. The transcript has 4 exons.
CCCUCCCCGUAAUAAUAAUAAUCCCCGCCCAGAUCGUCGCAGCAGCGGAAUCCAGGGUCCCGGACCGAAUCCAUUUCCAGGUAGAAAAACCAAGAUCCAUUUCGUUAAAGCUUUCUUGGUGAUUUAGUCGCGCGUUGCGUUAAUCUUAGAAGAGCUAGCUAGCUUGUCUCAAUCAGUCUUCGCGAUGGCGCUCAACCUUGCCCACCAGACCGGCGCGGCGGCGGCCGUGGCAGCCGCACCGACUGGGCCGCGCACAGCCGUGGUCGCGGCAGCAGCCACGGCCGCGCCGCCGGCCGCAGCUCCGGCCCCCGCGCCGGGCCUGCACCUGCAGAGUCUGACGGUGGACCAUGCGCCGGCGCAGGCGCCGGACGCGCUGUCGGUGAAGCCGGACCUCGCCAUGGCGUGCCAGGCGCUGGUGGAGAACCUGCCAGAGGCGGAGCACGCGGACGUAGCCGGCCAGCAGAAAAGCAAGGCUGGGGUGCCGGUGUUCGUGAUGAUGCCGCUGGACACGGUGCGCAAGGACGGCAACGGGCUGAACCGGAGGAAGGCGGUGGAGGCGAGCCUGGCGGCGCUGAAGAGCGCCGGGGUGGAGGGCAUCAUGGUGGACGUGUGGUGGGGCAUCGCCGAGGCUGAAGGGCCCGGCUGCUACAACUUCAACGGCUACAUGGAGCUCAUGGAGAUGGCCAAGAAGACCGGGCUCAAGGUCCAGGCCGUCAUGUCCUUCCACCAGUGCGGCGGCAACGUCGGCGACUCAGUCACCAUACCAGUUCCGAAAUGGGUAUCGGAGGAGAUGGACAAGGACCAGGACCUGGCCUACACCGACAGGUGCGGCCGCCGCAAUUACGAGUACGUCUCGCUCGGCUGCGACACCCUGCCCGUGCUCAAGGGCCGCACGCCCAUCCAGUGCUACGCCGACUUCAUGCGCGCCUUCCGCGACCACCUCGCCACCUUCAUGGGCAACACCAUCGUCGAGAUCCAAGUCGGCAUGGGUCCGGCCGGCGAGCUGCGCUACCCGUCCUACCCCGAGAGCAACGGCACCUGGUCGUUCCCUGGCAUCGGCGAGUUCCAGUGCUAUGACAGGUACAUGCUGAGCAGCUUGAAGGCCGCAGCCGAGGCUGUGGGCAAGCCGGACUGGGGCAACGCCGGGCCUGGAGACUCCGGCGGUUAUAACGAUUGGCCGGAAGACACGCCCUUCUUCCGCCGCGAGGGAGGCUGGAACACGCCCUACGGCGAGUUCUUCAUGAGCUGGUACUCGCAGAUGCUCCUGGAGCACGGCGAACGCAUCCUAUCCGCGGCGUCAGCGGUCUUCACGGGCACGCCGGGCGUCAAGAUCUCCGUGAAGGUGGCCGGGAUCCACUGGCACUACGGCACCCGGUCCCACGCCGCGGAGCUGACGGCGGGGUACUACAACACGCGGCACAAUGACGGGUACCUGCCGAUCGCGCGCAUGCUGAGCCGCCACGGGGCCGUGCUCAACUUCACGUGUGUGGAGAUGCGUGACCACGAGCAGCCGCAGGACGCGCAGUGCCGGCCUGAGGCGCUGGUGCAGCAGGUGGCCGCCGCCGCGCGGGAGGGCGGCGUGGGCCUGGCGGGCGAGAACGCGCUGCCGAGGUACGACGAUACGGCGCACGACCAGGUGGUGUCCACCGCUGCGGAGAAGGCCGAGGAGGAGCGCAUGGUGGCGUUCACGUACCUCCGCAUGGGCCCCGACCUGUUCCAGCCCGACAACUGGCGCCGCUUCGCCGCGUUCGUGAAGCGCAUGUCGGAGUCCGGCGCGCGGGACCUGUGCCGGGAGCAAGUGGAGCGGGAGGCCGCGGGCGUCGCGCGCGCCACCGAGCCGCUGGUGCAGGAGGCCGCCGUCGCGCUCAGCAACUGAGGCGCGUGCAUUCCCACUGCUUUACUAGACCGUGAGUGUUGCUGUACCUCAUAAUCUGUGAGAUAGGGGUGGGUGACUGGGUAAGUAGUUGCCACGUUUCGAGCUUUGAUGCCGGUUUUGGCGUCGCUCAAAGCUCGCAGAGGAUGAUUUGUUUGUGAUGUACUGCUACUAUCCUACAAAAUGUAUGAGAAACUCAUGAUUUGUAAUGUUAUUAUCUAAUGAAGAAACAAAAUUUAGCAA